This is a messenger RNA of Etheostoma cragini (Arkansas darter), 4115 nucleotides long. RefSeq names its product apoptotic peptidase activating factor 1 (gene apaf1). Gene Ontology annotation, cellular component: apoptosome. Bases 192 to 4085 code for a protein of 1297 amino acids. The transcript has 28 exons. Lineage: Eukaryota; Metazoa; Chordata; Actinopteri; Perciformes; Percidae. The record is from RefSeq and is a predicted model, not a curated record. Gene Ontology annotation, biological process: regulation of apoptotic process; apoptotic signaling pathway. Gene Ontology annotation, molecular function: ADP binding; protein binding.
GUUGUUUUUAUUAGGAAGCUGCUUUCAAAAUUGGGCGUGUAGUACAACGUUAACAGAGAAAUAAUCCCCUUUUUUACUAAUAAGGUUUUUUCAAACGUGAGUUACAGUUAAAAAAUACCUUCCUCGGCAAAGGGCAAAGAAAAGAAGACAUUCUGUAUAAGGACCCUGCAUGGUGGCCGUGUUGUGCAGAGAUGGCCUUGGAGGAAGGGGCACGGAGCUGUCUGCUGCGCUUUCGCCACAGACUGGAGGAGGACAUAAAGCCCUCCUACCUGAUGGACCAUAUGAUCAGUGAUGGGGUGCUGACUGUGGACGAGGAGGAGAAAAUCAGAAACCAGCCCACCAGGAAGGCUCAGGCUGUAGCCCUGCUGGAGUUGCUGCUUAGGAAGGACAACCGUGGUUACAGCUCCUUCUACAAUGCCCUGGUCAAGGAGGCAUACCAUGAUUUGGCAUAUCUGCUACAUGAUGCCCUACCACAGACGUUACCCAGUGCAUAUAAAAGCUCCUCUGAUAGCUGCACAUCUUAUGUCCAGACAGUGCUCAGUGACGGUGGCGUACCACAGAGGCCCGUGGUGUUUGUGAACCGGCCAGAGUUUGUGAACCGCGUCAGGGAGAAACUCUUCCGGCUGCAGAAAGAGCCUGGCUGGGUCACUGUCUUCGGCAUGGCAGGCUCAGGCAAAUCUGUCCUGGCGGCUGAGGCUGUCAGACACCAUGAACUCAUUGAAGAGUGCUUUCCUGGAGGGAUCCAUUGGCUGUCCAUUGGCCAGCUGGACAAGCCAGACUUAAUGGUGAAGAUUCAGUCAUUGUGUUUCCGUCUUGAGCAGAACCUGGAUUCCCGCUCCCUCCACCGGCCCCCCAACUCUCUGGAUGAGGCCAAGGAGCGCCUGCGCUACCUCACCCUGCGCAGAUAUCCAAGAUCCCUGCUGAUUCUAGAUGAUAUCUGGGACAGCACGGUACUGAAGGCGUUUGAUAUCCACUGUCGGAUACUUUUGACCACCAGAAAUAGAAGCCUCACUGACUCUGUUAGUGGGGCCAAAUAUGAGGUGGAAGUGGAGAGUGGUCUGGAUGAAAAGAAGGGACUUGAGAUUCUUGCUCUGUACACUAAUGCUAAAGUCCAGGGACUUCCUGAGGAAGCUCGCAGCAUAGUCAAAGAAUGCAAAGGUUCCCCUCUGGUGGUGUCCUUGAUUGGGGCUCUUCUCAAAGAGAAACCAAACCGUUGGCGUUACUACCUCAACCAGUUGCAGCAGAAGCAGUUCAAGCGUAUAAGGAAGUCAUCCUCUUACGACUACGACGCCCUGGACCAAGCCAUGGAUGCAAGCAUUGAAGUCCUACCUGACGAACAUCGAGAACUCUACAAGGACCUUAGCGUGAUAGAGAAGGACAUCAAAGUCCCUGCAAAGGUGCUGUCUGUUCUGUGGGACCUGGAGCCGGAGGAGGUGGAGGACAUCCUCGAGGAGUUUGUCAACAAGUCUCUGCUUUUUGUGGACAGUAACAAUAAACCCUACCUGUACUACCUCCAUGACCUCCAGCUUGACUUUUUGGUGGAGCAGAAUCGCACCCAGCUCGAGAGCCUCCACAAUAAGGUGGUGUAUCAAUACCACCAGCACUACAGAGAUGGUCCUCCCACCUCAGGAGAUGAGGAAUGUCUCUACUGGAUCAGAUUCCUGACCCACCACAUGGCCAAAGCCAACCUCUCCCAGGAGCUUUACUCUCUCAUGUUUUCUCUGGACUGGGUUAGCAUCAAGGCCCAGAUCAUGGGCCCAGCUCACCUCAUCAAUGACUAUGUGGAGUAUGGACCCAUUUUGGACAAAGAGAACAGUGAAGUGCGUAGUCAUUUCCAGGAGUUUCUCUCGUUAAACGGCCACCAGCUGGAACAGCGUCCUUUCCCUGACGUGGUGCAGCUUGCUCUGUCUCAGCCACAUACCUCCGAGGUCUACAGACAGGCUCUACUGCAAGCACAGGACCGGGCCAGCAAGGGGAAACUCUACUUUGACUGGCUGAAUAAGAGCAGCGUAGAGAAUUUGUCCCGUCUGGUGAUCCACCCGCACCAGGGCUCCAUCUACUCCGCCUGCUUCUCCCACGAUGGAGCCAAGAUCGCCUCCAGUGGAGCCAGCAAGACACUAAAGGUGUUUAAAAGCACCUCAGGUGAGAAGCUCACAGAGAUCCAGGCCCAUGACGACGAGGUGCUCUGCUGUGCCUUCUCUCCUGAUGACCGUCUACUAGCAACCUGCUCCAGUGACAGGAAAGUCAAGGUGUGGAACGUGGAGCGAUCCAUGCUGGUGAGGGUCUUUGAUGAGGAGCAUGAAGAGCAGGUCAACCACUGUCAGUUUACCAACACGACACGUCGCCCCCUGCUGGCCACUUGCUCCAACGACAAGUUCUUGAAUGUCAAGCUGUGGAACCUCAACAAGCCAUCCUCUCAGAACACCAUGUUUGGCCACUUUGAGCCAGUCAACCACUGCUGUUUCUCUCCUGACGACACUUAUUUGUCCACAUCCUCCAACGACGGUACCGUCAAGCUAUUUCAGAUGUCGUCUGCCAAUGAGUGGAAGACAAUCAAUGUGAGUAACAUGUUUGCAGAGAGUGAUGAAGAGGUCCUUGUCAAGUGCAGCACCUGGACUGCUGAUGGCAAACACAUCAUAUGUGCAGCCAGGAAUGCGGCUCUGGUGUUUGAUGUGGAGACAUCAGACAUGUUAUUGGAGAUCAGAACGAAUCGUCUGAGCACGGUUCAAUACUGUCACGCCUGUUCUACCAGUAACCUGCUGGCGAUCGCAUUCUCGAACUACGCUGUGGAGCUGUGGGACUUGGAGACCAAUAAGAAGAUGGCUGACUGCAGCGGGCACCUGAGCUGGGUCCAGCGUGUCCAAUUCUCUCCUGACGGCUCACAGCUGCUCUCCUGCUCUGACGACCAGACUGUCAGGUUAUGGGAGACCAACAAGGUGCACACCUCCUCAGCUGUCUGCCUAAAAAGAGACUCAGACGUUCUCUUCUAUAAUGAAGAAAUCAUCGUGUCAGCUGCAGAUAACUGCAACAGACUGCAGGUGCGUGAUGGCAGGACAGGAUCAACGCUGUUCCAGUCGGAGGAAAAGUCGUCCAGGAUCCGGUGCACGUGUAUGUGCAGACAGCCCUCUGCUGUGGCCCUGGGCCAGGAGGAUGGCACUGUACAGGCAGCAGGGCUGACAGCUAGAAAGGUACUGAGGACACUUGGCAGCAGGAUCCAGCGACUGUUGACCUCUUUCAGGGAGUUGAUUCUGGCUGUAGGGCUAUGCACAGGCAGUGUGCAGGUGUUGGAGGUGCCCUCUGGGAAGCUCCUAGCCACUCUACUGGGACACACCAAGACAGUGCUGCACUGUCGGUUCAGCCACAAUGGCCAAACACUGAUCACAUCCUCUGAGGACACCACCAUAAGGGUGUGGAGGUGGCAGUCUGGGGAGUGUAAAGUACUUCAGGGUCACAGGGAACAGGUCAGAUGCUUCUCACUGCUCUCCACCUUGCCUGUCGACACAAGACUGCUGUCCUGGUCCUUCGAUGGCACUGUCAAGAUGUGGGAUAUAGAAAGUGGAGAGAAGCUGCAGGACAUCCAGGCUCAUCGGGAAGCCAUCCUGUCCUGUCAUGUAUCGCCAGACGGAUGCCUCUUCGCCACCACCUCUGCUGACAAGACUGUUAAGUUGUGGCAGUGUGAGUCCUGGCAGUACGUCCACACCUUGAACGGCCACCAAGACUGUGUCCGAAGCUGCCGAUUCUCCUGGGACAGCCGAUGGCUUGCAACAGGAGACGACAACGGAGAGAUUCGGCUCUGGAGUGUCAAGGACUGCUCUUUGCUGAGGAUUUGUUCCCGUGAUGGGAAGGACGGCAUGGACUCACUCCACGGAGGCUGGGUGACAGACCUGCACUUCUCCCCAGACAACUCUCUUCUGGUCUCGACUGGUGGUUAUAUCAAGUGGUGGGAUGUGGAGAAAGGCGAGGCCCUGCAGACCUUCUUUCCGACGGGAACAGCUUUGAAGAGGAUCCACGUCUCAGCUGACUUCUCUACCUUUGUCACCAUUGACAGCAUCGGCAUUCUCUACAUCCUGAAGAGGGUGGUGUGAGACGGUGCAAACACUGCUCCAGAAGACCAC